UAAGCAAAAGUUAGGGUUUCAUUAGGUUUCAUUCAGCUUUGUUUCCUUUUCUUUAUUUUCCAAAUCCUUCUUACUUUUGUGAUUAGGAAAAGAGAAACAAACAGAGAACUAUGGCAAUUUUCUCCACUCAUAACCCAAGUGUUUUUGUAUUUGGUAUUCUAGGCAACAUUGUCUCCUUUGUGGUAUUUCUAUCCCCAGUACCAACAUUUUUUAGGGUUUACAAGAAAAAAUCAACAGAAGGGUUUCAAUCAUUUCCAUAUGUGGUGUCACUAUUUAGUGCUAUGCUUUGGCUAUACUAUGCUUCACUCAAGACCGAUGCUUUACUUCUCAUUACUAUCAAUUCAUUCGGUUGUCUGAUUGAGACCGUUUACAUCACACUCUUCAUUACUUAUGCAACCAAGCAAGCUAGGAUGUUGACUUUGAGGAUACUAGUUUUGCUGAAUUUUGGAGGAUUCUGCUUGAUUCUUCUUCUUUCCCACUUCCUUGCAAAAGGAUCGGGACGGGUUACAGUUCUUGGAUGGAUCUGUGUGAUAUUUUCUGUUAGUGUAUUCGCGGCACCUUUGAGCAUAAUGAGGCUAGUGAUUCGAACGAAAAGUGUAGAGUUCAUGCCAUUUUACCUAUCAUUUUUCCUGACUCUCAGCGCAAUUAUGUGGCUGUUUUAUGGACUACUGUUAAGGGAUUUCUAUAUUGCAAUACCAAACAUAGUAGGAUUUAUAUUUGGGGUGCUCCAGAUGAUUCUAUACGUAAUAUUCAAGAACAUGAAGAUGGCGGUCGAUGAGCAAAAAUUAGCAGAAGUAGAGAACGUUGAAAAUGUGAAACUGAGUAUCAUCUGCGAGGUUCAACAAGAAAACGUAAGCCACAAGCCAAAUAGUAAUGAUGAGGCUAAUGAAAACGGUGAGCAGAAUAAAGAAGAGAAAAUGCAUGACAACCAAGCAGAUUAUGAACGUCAUAUGGCGAUGGAUGCCUCAAACUCAGACCAAUCAAUUGCAUGCCAAGUAUAGUUUUUAUGUGCCUAUAAUAUAACUCCUCUCUGUCAUGAUCUCUCCAUUUUCAAUUACAUUUUAUAUCUGGCUACUACGUGAUGUAAAAUUUGUAAAGCAUAGCCUACUUUUAUAGUAUUCUCUACUUUUUCUUGUAAGCAAAUAGAGAUGGAGGUGGAAUAAUAUUGUAAUUAUCCUUC
Mercurialis annua (annual mercury) is the source of this 1180-nucleotide messenger RNA. Its product is annotated as bidirectional sugar transporter SWEET12-like. The transcript is spliced from 6 exons. The coding region runs from base 111 to 1001 and encodes 296 amino acids. Lineage: Eukaryota; Viridiplantae; Streptophyta; Magnoliopsida; Malpighiales; Euphorbiaceae. The record is from RefSeq and is a predicted model, not a curated record. Gene Ontology annotation, molecular function: sugar transmembrane transporter activity. Gene Ontology annotation, cellular component: membrane. Gene Ontology annotation, biological process: carbohydrate transport.